Molecule: messenger RNA, 2850 nt
Organism: Haliotis rubra (blacklip abalone)
Lineage: Eukaryota; Metazoa; Mollusca; Gastropoda; Lepetellida; Haliotidae
Product: transmembrane protein FAM155A-like
Exons: 3
Coding region: 380-1381 (333 amino acids)
Biological process (GO): calcium ion import across plasma membrane
Cellular component (GO): plasma membrane
Molecular function (GO): stretch-activated, monoatomic cation-selective, calcium channel activity
Source: RefSeq, a predicted model, not a curated record
GGUUUCGGACAGCCGCGUCUUGUGAGCAGACGAUGUUCAGCAGGGCCUUGGAGUUACCUGCAGUAUGUGGAGAAAACCCAGCUAUAAAACCCCGUGACAAGUUGAUCAAGUUGUGAGAAUUAUGCGGUGUGUGAAAUAUUCCGACGUGGGUUGGAAGUAAGAGCAGACGACACAAGCUAAAAGCGCCAGUUGGCACUGUGGAGGCGAGGUGACAGCUAGACACCCCGCUUCAGUCCUCCUGCUCAGUAGGCAAUACCAUUGGGCAACAAUCGAAAUUGGAUGAGUGUCUUUGAGCGACGGGAUUGCUCAAUUAAAGAUUGUUCAUGUUUAUUUCGAGAUUUUGUGCACUUGUUCCCCUUCCGUGUACCUUCAAUGAAAUAUGCCAGAUCUUCUAGGGAAUGGGAACAGUAAGCAGUUAUAUCGCAGUUUGCCCCCCCUCCCGUGGGGCUUCGGUGGACGCCUACAGUGCCUACGGGGUCGACGCACACGGUAUUGGCCUGCUGUGUUAGUGUUUCUUCUCGUGACCCUGGAGAGUAUUGCGCGUGGGUCCGUCCUAGCGAGCACGUGCUCCUAUCUGGGGUACUAUCUUGAUAAUGCGUCCGUUUCCUCAACCCUCUACCCGUGCCUUAGCCUCACGACAGAUCUAAACAGACAGAUUUGUGACAAGCAAGUUAAGGCGAGAACGAAAAUGAUACGCCGAAGAAACAUACGGCUAAAAUUGUGUUCCUCGUAUCCUAUAUAUUCCCUUAUUAGCGCUUCCAAUAGGGAGAACCCCUGCAAAGUCGCCGGCUCCAUGUCGGAGUGUACUAAUUGUUUGGACAGACUUCUAGCCAUAGACCUGGAGGUUGAACAUAGCAUAAGCGGCUUUCAGGACAUUUUAGAACGGAUGGAUUGUACGGACCGCUAUUCGGUCAAAUGGAAUUGUACGCAUUGUAAGACAGCCUAUAAGGAAUGGUUGUGUGCCACCAAGUUGACAUACUACCACAACAACAUGGACCAGCCAGUGCCUCCGUGUGGAGACUUCUGCUCUAAAGUGGAGAAAAUGUGUCCAUUCUUUCGUCCUGACAAUGAUGAUACACAUGCUGGGGAUCCCAGUUUUAUAUGCAAAGACCCUGAAAUCGCCUCCCAGUCUUCAUUGUACGGCAAUCCCCCGGGUUGUUACAAGCUGUGCCAUCUACUGGCUGACUACAAUGACGAGCAUUGCCAUAAGAUCAACCUCUCGAGUAAUAAAAACCUGACUGUCAACGCCACUGUCGCCACAUCAUCCGCGACUGCAACAGUGCAUCAUCGGUGUUACAGCGUAGUUACUGUGAUACAGUUUAUACUUUUCAUGUUGACAGUGCGGACUGUUUUACGACAUACGUCCUUAGGCUUGACAUAGGUAUACGCAUUCGUGUAGGCAUGCUUUAAAUAAUUAUUUAUCAUAAUGCUGUGUUAUGUGAUAAAUUUAUUCUCUCGAUCUGCAUGGUGGCAGAUGGGAAGGAGGACGAAUUCGUCUCGACAUCGUGCAACCGGUCAACGGGUAGACCAUCCAGUGAGGAUGAUCGUGGGAUAGUGGUGAUCUGUCGUGAAGAGUGGGAUAUCAGGGUGGUAAAUUGACGAUUCUUGACUCACAGGUCAUGUGACCAGUGGCGAAAGCGCCACCUAGUGAGCAGCUCAGUGUUCCACCAAUGGAGGGUCUCGGGGUCGUGUCCCCAGGUUCCAGUUCCAGAAGGGAGUGACGUUGCUUUAGGCUUUGUGAUUCCCAAUGAAAAGCAUCAUGUCUGCCGUACAGGAAGUGAUUACAUGGGAAUGAUGGGAUAUGUGAAUCAGCCAAUCGUCUCUGCUUCCAGAAUCGUUAUAGAUAUAAUUUCACAAGUGUUCCAUCAAUGUGUAUAUGUGUAGACUGUUAAUUAUAUGCAGAAUGAAAUCAUGUGAUCAUUAGAAAUGGCUGUUUUCAUGGAAUGCUGGGAAGUGUAUCAGCCAACAAUCGGGAGGCAUGUACGCAGUGACAAUGCUUCGUUCACACGGUGCAAGGAGAGGAUUAUCUAAGCAAGCUUCAUACUGUGGGAUAUACCGAGAUCAGCUUCCGGGGAAUUAUGAAGCACAUACACGAAGAAUGUUGAAAUUUAUUAUGCGUAGUCGUCCAAAUGGAAGUGAGACACAGCAGAGUGUAUGUAUGUAAGCCGUGUGUGUUAGCCAGUUGUGUCAUGGUGUAUAGGAGUCCAUGGGAUAUUUUUCAUGGGCGCACAGUAUAAACAUGUGUUGUUCUAAAUGGUGCCGGGUUCUGCGCCAUUGGACGUCAUCGAUUAUGGCGCCACUUGUUAUGUCCAUGGGAGAUAACUCUUCAACUUCUGUGGAGAAUGGGAGGUAACUCAGAUAUUAAAUAUGCAUCCUUGCUUUAUGUUGGUGUGAAUAAGACAAUCUCAGAGAGACAACGCUCUCUUGUGGAAUUCCGCGACAUUGAACUACAUUCUACUGUUGCUAGUAUAGAUGAUCAAUUUUAGUUCAAUUUUUGUAGGUAGUUAGAAGGAAGAUAGUAUUUUUUAUCCAACAAGUGUGAUAAAUCAAGUAGUUUGUAUUUAUGUGUAGCAUGACAUCUGCUCAAUACUGACCGGAUGACCAGGCCUUGGGUGCAGGAACGUCUGAGGACAAGACACUUAUGUAUCCUUGGAAUUGGGGAUAAAAUAGUAGCUCGGGACGUAUCCUAGCAACAAUAGUAUUAUCAUCAUCUCAUUUUUUUAUAUGGAUGUGUGAUUUAAGAUCUGUACAUGCCAUCUGAUGAAAUCAUACUUUUGUACCUUUCAUGAAUCAUGUGAAUCCUAUACAACAUGUGAAUACUUUUACAACACAUGGAUACUCAUCACAUGU